AUGACUGCAGUUAAUGUACCUUUCCAUGGACGGUUGGCCCUGGUGACAGGGGGUGCGGGUGGUAUCGGCCAGGCGGUCUGCCACUUGCUUGCCGCCGAAGGGGCCACCGUGGUGGUUGCUGACAUACAGCUCGAGGUAGCAGAGAAUGUUGCCCGAUCUCUGCCAUGUACCAUUGAAGUUCAGACACCUGCAACGGCACUGGCACCCUCGUCAUCGCGUGAGGCCAAGCACCAGGCCUUGUACGUUGACGUUGGUGAACCGUUGUCCGUGGAGCAGCUCUUCAAUGGCAUCAGGAGUGCGUUCUCCGAGCCACUGAGCAUAGUCGUCCACUGUGCUGGUAUUUUGCGCACGGCACCACUCUCCCAGUGCACGGAUGAGCUCUUCGAUGACAUUAUCCGGGUGGAACUUAAGGGUGCCUUCCUGGUGACCCGGGCAGCUAGUCGUGAUAUGCUGCGUUCUGGAACACCGCUGUCUGAAUGGAGAGGAGCCAUCGUCAACAUAUCCAGCCUUGCAGCCAAGUGCGGCUCUAUGCCGUCGUGCGCGUACGCCGCUGCCAAGGCCGGCGUCGUGGCGCUGACCAAGUCGGCAGCGUUGGAACUGGCGAAGCACGGUAUCCGCUGCAACGUAGUCAUACCCGGAUGGGUGGAGACCGCCAUGAUGGAAGACGCUGGUGAAAGCAGCAAGGCAAGAGUUGUAGCGAACACACCGCUCAAGAGGACCGCCCAGCCAAUGGAGAUAGCAGAGGCCAUCAAGUUCCUGUGCUCGCCCACAACGAGUUCCUACAUCACGGGAACUGUGCUUGAAGUCACCGGGGGUUUUAAGAUGUGAAUUAUUUUUGUUCGCUUCGGCACGGUAAUAAAAUGACACCAUGAUGAGAUGAAAUACGGGCGUGCCAAAAUAUUCAACGUAACAUCUUCCAGGUCUGGCUUUUCUGGCACUUGUUUGAGUGGAUUG
Dermacentor silvarum is the source of this 954-nucleotide messenger RNA. Its product is annotated as (3R)-3-hydroxyacyl-CoA dehydrogenase. The record is from RefSeq and is a predicted model, not a curated record. The transcript is spliced from 4 exons. Gene Ontology annotation, molecular function: oxidoreductase activity, acting on the CH-OH group of donors, NAD or NADP as acceptor. NCBI's taxonomy places the organism in Eukaryota, Metazoa, Arthropoda, Arachnida, Ixodida, Ixodidae. Bases 1 to 828 code for a protein of 275 amino acids.